This is a messenger RNA of Naumovozyma dairenensis CBS 421, 1008 nucleotides long. RefSeq names its product mitochondrial 54S ribosomal protein uL29m (gene MRPL4). Gene Ontology annotation, molecular function: structural constituent of ribosome. Gene Ontology annotation, biological process: mitochondrial translation. The transcript has a single exon. NCBI's taxonomy places the organism in Eukaryota, Fungi, Ascomycota, Saccharomycetes, Saccharomycetales, Saccharomycetaceae. The coding region runs from base 1 to 1008 and encodes 335 amino acids. The record is from RefSeq and is a predicted model, not a curated record. Gene Ontology annotation, cellular component: mitochondrial ribosome; mitochondrial large ribosomal subunit.
AUGCUGAACUUUAACAGAUGUCUUCAUGACACUGCAACUAGAUAUGCUAGAACAAGAUUCACCAUCCCGAAACCUAAACCCAUCCCAUCCUCAAACCCAAGGAAACCCACUCAAACAACUCACUAUUUGAAAAAUUUAGAAGUGACUCCUCCCAUUCCUCCAUCCACAGCAAACAAACAAUUCCAUAUAUCCGAUACUCAUCCACUUUGGCAAUUUUUCCAUACAAACAUUAAGGACAAUAAGAAAUCGCACGAUUACAUUACACCCCCAUCACAACUAGACACCCAAUCAAGAUCAUGGUCCAUCACAGAGUUAAGAAGAAAAUCAUUCAAUGAUCUACAUUCAUUAUGGUACGCAUGUCUAAGACAACGUAACAUCUUCGCAAGAGAAAUGCAUUUGAUAAACACAGAAACUUCAUCAAACAAAAAUAAUCAUGUUCAUUCAUUACAACAAAUUAAUGAAAAAUGUAGAGUGACCAUGUGGAGAAUUCGUCAUGUAUUAAGUGAAAGAGAUUAUGCAUUCAGAAUUGCUCGUAGUACUACCACCAACAAUGUGAUUGAUCAAUUAAGUGAACAAGUGGAAACAACGGAACAAUUGGAAAGAUUCCAAUAUGCUGUCUUUGGUAUAUCGGAAAUUAUUAGUGAAAAUGUUAUCGAUAGGAAAUUCAUUGAUGGAUUGAAAUAUAUAACGAAUUUGAAACUAAAAAUCUUAGCAAAGAAACAUGACACAUUGAAUGAAAAAUUAGUUAAUGACCUUCAACUGAACUAUAGAGAUAACACUUCUUCCAUGGGUAUCAAUGACCUUGCGGAAGCUUUCAUUGUCUUUAUUGCAGAAUUCGACCUGGAAAGUUCCAUUGAAGCUUGUGACGCUAUCAAGGAAUUAAGAUCAGAUCCAAAGAAUAAAAUUUCAAAAUAUGAUGAAUUAGAAACUAUCUCAAAAUAUAUUAAACAAUUGAAGGAAUCAUCGUCCUCGCAAGAUGAAGUAGAAGUAACUCCUGAGGCUAUUUAA